AUGAAGGAAAUUGAUUUGAAAGAAGCUGCGUCGGCUCGUCCACAUUUGUCCGUUCUAUCGGCUAUCCCAUCCCAUUCUGUCACUCCACUGCCACCACUCCCGCCCAGACUGCUACCGUCAUCGACACAUAUAAAAGAGCCAUGCAAUCUCCCACCCGAACGCCCCAAACCAGCCCCAGCCAUGGCCCAUCCCCUCAUGCUCGACGACCUCGCCCUUACUCUCCCCUUCGACCCGUCUUGGCCACAGCGCGGCCAGUACCCGUCCCUUAACCUCGCCCCAAUAUUCGUAGACCCAUGGCAACAGCACCAGCAGCGCCAACAGCAGCAAUACUACAACCAGUACGCAAUGCAGCAGAUGCACUGGCGGCAUCCUCAGCAGCGACCAAUAGCUGGGCCCUCCUCGCUCAAGCCACACCGUCAUCCCCAUCCUGCGCCACACGCAGGCUUCACCGCGAAUAUUAAUGUGCCGCUUAUGCCUACUCGCCUCAACAUUCCCGAACUCUCACCCCCUUCUCCCUCUCAAUCGGUUUCACCUACUUCCACCCUUGCGCCACCCACACCAGAACCCACACCGGUCUUGGCUGUGUGCAACGCGCCUCUUAUCCAACCGAAACCACUGCCAUAUCGUCCUCCGGCAUUCCUUUCCCAGUUCGAACUUCCUGAUCCUGACGAGGAUCUCUCCUACCCUCCAUACACCACUUCUCGUGGCAAGCGAAAGCGCUCACGAGACGACUCAGACGAACGCAACGAAGACCCUGGGCGUGUGUACGGGAAGCGACGAGCCACCGAAGCUGCCAUCCGUCCACUUCCCCCGCCCUCUUCUUACACUUCGCAUCUAAACUCGCAUCGCCGUUCUCUGAGUUGA
Messenger RNA from Stereum hirsutum FP-91666 SS1, 864 nucleotides. RefSeq lists its product as uncharacterized. The record is from RefSeq and is a predicted model, not a curated record. Lineage: Eukaryota; Fungi; Basidiomycota; Agaricomycetes; Russulales; Stereaceae. Bases 1 to 864 code for a protein of 287 amino acids. The transcript has 2 exons.